AUGUAUUUCAGCAAAAACCGCAUAAUUCUGAUCGAAAUCGCAUUUUUUUUGUUCCGAGAGAGCAUUAUUUUGUCAAGAGCAGUUGGCAACACUGCACUCAAUUAUAAAGACUUUCUUGACUGGAAAACACUACAAACGAAGACAUUUACGAAUAAUUUAAGAAAAGAAGAUGGAUCCACCAUCAAACUUAGGGAUGUACGUCUAAUUAUGUUUGAAAAAGAGGAUCCUAAUUAUACUCAUGUGUCUACGUCAUCCUUCCGGAACGAAAUGUCUAAAAUAGCCAUAAAAAAAGAGACGAGAACCUCUGUUAACCAGAACAUAACCAUUGGAAAAGCUUAUAAUGCGAGACUACCUAUAGCCACAGAGAAGUAUCAAGGACUAAAAAAUUUAUGCACAAAAAAUGUAAUUCCAAUAGAGUAUCAACACCAAUAUUUAACUCUACCAACUAAACCAACAGUACCUCAUUGUCUAAUGGAGACAGAUGAAGAAGACGAGGUAAAUAAAAUGACCUGGCUCGGGUGCAUGGGGAUCAUACAUACUCCCAGAAGAAAUAUUGUGGAGGAAUUGGUCAAGAAAAUGUUAAUACUAAAAGAAGAAUUAAUUGCCAGAUAUGAAGGUAUAAGAAGGGUGCUAACAGCUAAUGAAAUAGAAGAGGUUCAGGGGCAUGGGAUCAUACAUACUCCCAGAAGAAAUAUUGUGGAGGAAUUGGUCAAAAAAAUGUUAAUACUAAAAGAAGAAUUAAUUGCCAGAUGUGAAGGUAUGAGGAGGGCGCUAACAGCUAAUGAAAUAGAAGAGCUGGUACAUUACUCUGAAAGUGCCAUGAUAAGGUGCUCAAUAUACAAUAUUAUUAAAGAACAUUUUAAUCCUCAUCCCCAUAAACUUGUAGUGGAAUAUGGCAGAGGGGAAAUUGAAGAUCCCCUCCAUCUUCGCGUUGCACCUGUAGAGGGAUUUUUUGCAAGGCAAGGCAGUUUUUUUUCAAUAAAAAAAAUGUUCGGGGGCAUAGGGAUCAUACAUACUCCCAGAAGAAAUAUUGUGGAGGAAUUGGUCAAGAAAAUGUUAAUACUAAAAGAAGAAUUAAUUGCCAGAAGUGAAGGUAUGAGGAGAGCGCUAACAGCUAAUGAAAUAGAAGAGGUUCAAGGGCAUAGGAUCAUACAUACUCCCAGAAGAAAUGUUGUGAAGGAAUUGGUCAAGAAAAUGUUAAUUCUAAAAGAAGAAAUAAUUGCCAGAUGUGAAGGUAUGAGGAGGACGCUAACAGCUUAUGAAAUAGAAGAGGUUUGGGGGCAUGGGGAUCAUAAAUACUCCCAGAAGAAAUAUUGUGGAGAAAUUGGUCAAGAAAAUGUUAAUACUAAAAGAAGAAUUAAUUGCCAGAUGUUCGGGGGCAUGAGGAUCAUACAUACUCCCAGAAGAAAUAUUGUGGAGGAAUUGGUCAAGAAAAUGUUAAUACUAAAAGAAGAAUUAAUUGCCAGAUGUGAAGGUAUGAGGAGGGCGCUAACAGCUAAUAAAAUAGAAGAGGUUCGAGGCAUGGGGAUCAUACAUACUCCUAGAAGAAAUAUUGUGGAAGAAUUGGUCAAGAAAAUGUUAAUACUAAAAGAAGAAUUGAUUGCCAGAUGUGAAGGUAUGAGGAGGGCGCUAACAGCUAAUGAAAUAGAAGAGAUUGAUAAAGAAACAGACGAAAGUAAUGAUGUAGAUGAUGAUACCGCUUUGCAAGAUAUGAAUCCGGACUCUGAGGAGCCCCAGAAGACUAACGACAUACAAGAGCCUGACGAGACUGAAGAGCAUCAUGAGAUUCAGAAGCCUCACGGGACUCAGCAGUCUCACGAGACUCAUGAGCUUCGCGUGACCCAGGAGCCCAACGAGUCUCAGCAGACUCCAAAGACUCGGAUUAGAGUCAGUAACAAGGAAAGAAAACCCCCUCAGAUGACUCAUAGUAUCCCGAACAAAAAACGUGCAGUUGAAAAAUUGGAUGCUGCUUUCGAAAUUCUAACAAAGGCAUCGAAUAAGGAACCACCGCAGGAUCCAAGCGAAUGUCAAAUAUUUGGAAAUCUUGUAGCCAAGAAACUUAGUAAAUAUUCGAACGUAGCACAAACGGCAGUACAAGAAGCCAUCAUGAAUAUUUUAUUUGCGGCAGACAAGGGGUAUUAUAAUCAAUAUCCCGCUCCAAGAGGUUAUCAAUCAAACAAUUAUUCCACAAUCCAAAGCGAACUUGUACAACGUGAUUCGGUUUACCAAGAUACUCAGUUGAUACAAUCCCCAUAUUCACCCCGUCCCGCAGCUCAUUGGGAUUUUGCAACUGACGCAUCAUCCCAAGCGCCUCAGUUUUCACCGGUACCACUGCCACUAAUAUCUCCAGCAUCAGCAAGUUCACAAUGCUCGGGUAUGACAAAUUAUUCCGCUUCUACCAGCAAUCCACCCCCAUUUACCAGUGCAACAUUACUAACUGAUUUAAACUUGCCAGAUAAUUAAAUGAUAUUCAAGAACAAAAUUUUAUAGAAAAAUGUUUUAUAAUAAAGAAUUUUGAGCAAUAAAUAAAUCAACAUACCUGUAUAUUCUCCUUCAACCCUUCUAUGAGAGCUUCACACACUUCUGGUACUAUAGCGCUUAUCGAUUGUUUCGAAAUUUUGAACAGAUAUUGCAGACUCGUGAAGGAAUCUCCAGUCGCCAGAAAACGCAUUGUUACUGCCAAUCUUUCCUGAACCGAAAUAGCUUGUCUCCAAUUAGUGUCUCUUCUUGAUACUUUUGGACCGAUUAGGUUAAUCAAAAAUU
Messenger RNA from Ceutorhynchus assimilis (cabbage seed weevil), 2763 nucleotides. The record is from the annotation of a GenBank genome assembly. Lineage: Eukaryota; Metazoa; Arthropoda; Insecta; Coleoptera; Curculionidae.